AUGAGGCAAUUUCUUGAAUUUGUCACUGCUUGUCCUCGUCUUCCACACGGAGGUCUAGCAGCCGCAGAGAUCGCCGUGGUGCCAGCGCAGCCAAAGGGCAGCUUGCCACGUGCUCACACUUGCACCAAUGAGUUGCAGCUUCCGAGCUACGACUCGCUGGAGGAGCUCUCUGCCAAACUCCGUGAAGCCAUGGACAACGCUCGAGGCAUGUACGAGUGA
Cladocopium goreaui is the source of this 219-nucleotide messenger RNA. The record is from the annotation of a GenBank genome assembly. Lineage: Eukaryota; Dinophyceae; Suessiales; Symbiodiniaceae.